Molecule: messenger RNA, 2313 nt
Organism: Macrosteles quadrilineatus (aster leafhopper)
Lineage: Eukaryota; Metazoa; Arthropoda; Insecta; Hemiptera; Cicadellidae
Product: cytosolic 5'-nucleotidase 3-like
Exons: 8
Coding region: 198-1061 (287 amino acids)
Cellular component (GO): cytoplasm
Molecular function (GO): 5'-nucleotidase activity; magnesium ion binding
Source: RefSeq, a predicted model, not a curated record
CUGUACUUUAAACCAAAUAAAUGCCUUAACUUUUUGUGCCUGAGGAAGCUAAGCUUAAAAGAAUGUUUAUAUCUUGACAUCAAGGGUACAGUUUCUUAACUGGGCUAUGCUAAAAUCGAUUGAAACUAACUUAUUGAUUCGAUCAGUAAGUUUUUUCAUCAUCAGCAAGUUUGGCUGAACUUUUUGAAGAAGAAAAUAUGCUCUGUGUCAGCUCGAAUAUUCUUUCAAAGGUUGAUCAGCUUCAUCAAGAUCACGUCGUCAUCAGAGAUGUAGAUCAAUUGAAUGAUAAAUUGAACAUCUUAGUAGCGGGAAAAGCAGACAAACUUCAGAUUAUUGCAGACUUUGACUCCACCCUUACAAAAUCUAUUGUCGAUGGGAAACCAACGCCUCACUCCUUAGAAAUAUUUGCCAGUGCGAAGAGUUUAUCGAAAAAGUACCGGGAUGGAUGCAAAGCCUUGGAAGCCAAGUAUGGGCCUAAAGUGUCAAGAGAGAAGACUGAAGAAGAGUUACAACGAGUUUACGAUCAGUGGUGGGACGAUCACGAAAUCCUUACAGCUGGAGAAAAUAUCACGUUGAAAGAUAUCGAGGAGGCUGUGGAUUCUAUCAAUACUCCUCUCAGGGAUGGAUGUACAGAUAUGUUCAAUCUCCUGUCAAAGCACCAAGUUCCUGUGGUCGUCCUAUCAGCUGGUCUCGGCGAAGUCGUCAACUACAAACUUCGAGACUUCAAACCAACAGUGAUAUCAAACUUCAUUCGGAUGGAUGAUAGCGGGAAAAUCCUGGGCUUCACCAAGCCUACUGUCAGUGUUUACAACAAACACAAAAUGUCUAUUCCUGUAGAGAAAGUGAGAGAAAAUGCCAUUCUCAUUGGAGAUUCACUUGGCGAUGCUAUCAUGGCGGACAGUGUUUCAAAUAUCAAGACUAUUUUAAAAAUAGGAUUUUUUAUUGGACUGGAUCAGGUGCAGUUGCAAAAAUAUUGUAACAGUUUUGAUGUUGUUGUUAUCAACGAUCAAACAAUGAAUACUGUCAAUGCAGUUCUAAGACUCAUCCUCGACUCUUCGUAGUUACAUGUUUAAGGCUGAUCUUUAAAAGUUUAAAAUACAGGAAAGUUCUGCAGAACAAAAAGUAUAAAAGGAUAUAAGAAAGAAAAUAUAUUCUAAGAUCCCUUAAAACUGCUUUAAUGUUAAAAUUUUAGAGAAUAUUAUAUUCUCUAGCUUGAGGUAAGAUUUUUUCAGCAAGGAAUGUAAGUGUUUUUUUAUAUCUUUAUUAGAUACAUUACACCAAUAUACGAUCGUUCCCUUUUAGUGUUUAUUGAAACAAAAAUCUGGUUUCUCAAAAUAAAUUGAUAAUUCUCGCCGAGCAGACAUUCCUUGUAUUUUUCUUCUGUAUUUAAUAUUAAUAUAUUGUAGUUACUGUUUUCUAGUGAGCUUAGCCUAAGAAUUAAGAAUUAUAAAGCGCCUUAUACUUAAUGUAGUAUCCACCAAAUUUUUUUUAUUUUAGUUUUAUGUAAAAAUACGAAGACAUUUUAUAUUGUUUUACUCGUGCAAAUAUUUAUUAAUGGCAUACAUAAAUUGUCUAAAAGUAGUUUUAAUAUUCGAAGUUGACCUUAUUACAAUAUUUUUUCAGCAUUUUUUUUAGUAGGCUAGUUAUUAAUCUGUGCCUUGUAAAUGCCUUGGUAGUACUGUAUAAUGUGCUCAUGCCAAUGCGUGGGAAAUCAUUUGUUGUGAUUAAAUGGUUACUUAACACGUCUAAAAACUGUCAGGUAUAGUUUUGGUUUAAAUCAGUCACCAAAGAAUGGCAUUGCCGUUAGGAAACCCUGCCUUUAGGUUACAGUAGCAUAUUAUAUGGAAGCGGGCGUGACCAAAUUACUGGUUGAUUUACUUUUCGUCAUACUACAGAAAAACAUCUGUUUAUAUUCUAUAGCUCAGUGGCUCCGACUUGCUGAACAGCUGGUGUCGUCUGUAACAACAUUCUUGAAUUGAAUUGAAAUACCACACCGUCAAUACCACACUAAAACCUUACAACUGCUACAAACCACACACAACAACAUCACAAACCUCUCGGAGUCAUAGAUCUGUUGUGGAUCUCAGUCCUUUCAUAUAGGCUAAUCAUGCUUUUUAUACCAUAUCUCUAGUCACUUGUUAUUGCAAAAUGUGAUAAACCGACCUUUAUAAGAAGUUCAAUUUGAUCAUUCCCAUGAGACACUUGUUAUCAAGGUUUUAAUGUAAUAUUUUGCUAUUUUAGACAACUCUAGCUUAAUGUAAAUCAUGCAUAAAUUCAGAGCCUCUGAAUUUGUGUAUAUUCAGGGGUGCCCAC